UUUUGAUGCAUUCGAUGACGUUGUAUAGCCUAUGCUACUUGAUUACAAUUGUUGAUCAGAGUUAACUGAAUAUAACUAGCUUAUUGAUGUUAUAUGACUAGAUUUCAAAACAUUUCGUUCAUAGAAGAAAUUCCUUUCUGCAUCAUGAACGUGGCUGUAUUUAGCUACUUUAUUUUAUUUUUCUACUGAGUUUUUAUUACUCUAUCAGUCCCUUUAAUACUGUAUUUCGUUUGUGGUCUUUUCCAGACUUCGGUUUUUUGCAGAAAUUCAGCGAGUACAUUGUAGCCUAAGCAGAACACAGCAAUAGCGGCAACAGCCAUAAGGGGCGUUGUUGCCCGGUUGUUUACAAGUGCAGGAUCUUUUCAUCACAUUUAAUGCCGAAUCGUCUAAUUUAAAAUUAAUUUCAUGCCUACAAGUUUUUUUGGUUACUUCUCAAUUGAAAACUGUCUCCUGUUUUGUUUGCUUCGUACAUAAUGUUUUUUCUGGUAGUAUUAUUUUCUUUUAAGUCAAUGGUUGCCGGAUUUUAAAAAAAGGCUGAGUUGAUUGCAAUAGCAAAGGAGAAAGUUUCCCGGCCAAGCGUGAUAGGCUACUAACGUAAAACAUCAUGGCGAAGCAGACGCUUUGCUGGUGCAGUGUUCGUCCAAAACCGUGCUACCGAGCCUCCAGUGUUGUUGUGGGGCAUCCACUUGACACAGUUAAGACUCGUUUACAGGCCGGGAAAGGUUACAGAAACACCUUUCACUGUGUUCUCACCAUCUACCAGAAAGAAAGUGUUUCUGGGUUUUUCAAAGGACUCUCCUUCCCUUUGGCCAGCAUUGCUCUCUAUAACUCGGUGGUGUUUGGCUUCUUCAGCAACACGCAGAGGGUCAUUAGCAAGUUUCGCUAUGGUGAUGGGCAUCACCCCUCCAGUAUACUGGACCUGACACUAGCCAGUAUGAUGACAGGCUUUGUUUCUGUGGGCAUGGGAGCCCCAGUGGACUUGGUGAAAAUCCGGCUGCAAAUGCAGUCUCACCCUGUUCUUGCAGAGAACCUCAACCUUGCUGGGAACGUGCCACUACGUUCAGUGGGAAUCCGGAGUCAGACUGUCUACAGGGGCCCCAUUCACUGUAUUGGCAGCAUCCUACAGAGCGAAGGAGUCCAAGGACUGUACCGAGGGGCAGGGGCCAUGUUGCUGCGGGACAUCCCUGGAUACGCCCUCUACUUCAUCCCCUACACCCUGCUCUGUGAUUGGUUUAAGCCUGACCAAAAUGCCUCCCCUCAUCCUUGCUACAUAUGGCUGGCAGGUGGAUUAGCAGGGUCCAUCUCCUGGGUCACUGCAACCCCAGUUGACGUGGUGAAGAGUCGAUUGCAGGCCGAUGCUUUCCACUGCAGGAAAUACAGAGGGAUAACCCACUGCAUAAUCAGUAGCUAUAAAACAGAGGGUUUGCAUGUUUUCUUCCGUGGGGUGACAGUGAAUGCCAUCCGAGGAUUCCCCAUGAGUGCCACCAUGUUUUUGGGCUAUGAACUCUCUUUGGAUUUCUUUAGGAGUCUCUAGGAGGUCAUCUGCCCUCUGCUACCAUAGGCUCUUAAAGAUUUGACCAGGAAACCCUUAUUUGGAAGUGAGGCACAAGAUAAGCUGCAGGUUUGUGGGGGUCAUUAUUGCUGGUUGAAGAUAUGUAUUGUUACAAGUAUUCACACAUUUCUUACAUUAAGAAAACAAGUUAACAUUACAGUAUGUACUGUAUAUGUUUACAGAAAAGAUGAAAAAAAGUAUGUCUCUGUACACUCAAAAAUCAAGCAAGAUUUCUUCUUUACAUAUAAUUGAAUACAUAACUGCAGUUCUGUUAUAUACAUUGGAUAUAUUUAGCUAACUUAGGAUAUUACUUGAAUGUAAAACAAUGACAACCUAUAAAAUAUGAUACAUUUGAUUCAGUAUCAGUCAGAAUUGCAUUACUAAUAUGGUUAGGCUUUUUUAUAAGUAAUAAUGUAGACAAUUAUUAACAAUUCUAUUAACGCACAUGCAAAUAAUUUAUUCUCUCUGUGCAAUAUCUUAAUUUCAUAUAUUGUGGAACAGGAACAUUCCCAAGAGAAAAUAAAAUGUGUUGACAUGCCUUCUCCUGUCCAGAUUUAUUUGUUUUUCACAUUUCUAAGUGUGUUGUGUACUUCAUGCCAAAGGAAUUUUGCUGUGCAAAAAGAGAGGCCCAGUGCAAUGUGAAACUAUUGCCGUCCUUAGGACUACUUGAAAGUCCAUUGGCCCCAUUUUAAGGAUGUAAACACACCAAUCCACAUGCCCAAAUGACUGACCCGGCCCCCAUUCCACCUGCCAAAAGCAAGCUCUAAAUAACACAGGAUUGAAAAUACCGAUCUCAGCACAUUUUGAAAUACUACUAACCACCUAGUGGCCCCAUUUUAUUUCAGCUAAACUAUGACCCCAUAUCAAAGUACUGCACAGUCUGCUUGUUUGAGGAAAAAUUGGGAGUUCACUGUUUGUUGUGUUACAACACAGUACGGGCAAAAUAUAUCCUGGAAUCAGUGGGAGGGUCAUGAGAUAAGGGGCCCAUGUGUUCUGAACAGUGAGGGGGAGGCAGUGCACAGAGCUUCUGCAAUACCUUCAGUGAGUAUUACAGGUUGUACAUCACCAUGGUUGGUUUUCUUUCACCAUUACAGUCUGGUUUGUGUUCUGUCUUCACAGGCAGGCUUCCUGCCUCUCUUCUACAGAACCUCCAUGGUGUGCCAGCUAUGAUUUGGAAAGUGUCAUUUAGGAUAUGCACCUAUUGUGGAAAAGAAUUUCCUCCUUGAGGACAAAUAAACUAUCUAUCUAUCUA
Molecule: messenger RNA, 2804 nt
Organism: Anguilla rostrata (American eel)
Lineage: Eukaryota; Metazoa; Chordata; Actinopteri; Anguilliformes; Anguillidae
Gene: slc25a48
Product: solute carrier family 25 member 48
Exons: 7
Coding region: 605-1534 (309 amino acids)
Biological process (GO): transmembrane transport
Cellular component (GO): mitochondrion
Molecular function (GO): transmembrane transporter activity
Source: RefSeq, a predicted model, not a curated record